Messenger RNA from Hermetia illucens (black soldier fly), 2811 nucleotides. It is a transcript of the gene SmydA-8, whose product is annotated as SET domain-containing protein SmydA-8. The record is from RefSeq and is a predicted model, not a curated record. The coding region runs from base 89 to 1390 and encodes 433 amino acids. Lineage: Eukaryota; Metazoa; Arthropoda; Insecta; Diptera; Stratiomyidae. Gene Ontology annotation, molecular function: protein binding. The transcript is spliced from 2 exons.
GUGGAGAUAAACUAGCAGAUUUUCAGUUGCCAGACAGCACAGGUUCGGUUAGUUGGCUAGCUGGGAACAGACGAGUGACACAUUCGACAUGGAGACCAUUUCCGCCCUGAUAGACUUCCAUCUGAAUGAGAAAAGCAGUCCGACUCGAAUCUGGAGAGUUUCUGCGACGAGUAUAAGCGGGCGUGGGUUGUUUGCAGUGCGCGAUAUCCAACCGGGUGAAAUUAUAUUCCGUGAAAAGCCUCUGCUAAUCGGGCCCACUGCUGGCAAGGACUCCAGUCUGAAUAUUUGCUCAGUCUGCUACCGACCGUGUGAAAACAAUGAGUGCGUGUGUCCACGAGGGUGUUCCCUCCCCGUUUGUGAACUGUGUUUGGACUCCAAGCAGCAUUUGCUGGAGUGCAAUUUGUAUAAAUCAUGGCAGCCGGCACACCCGCAGAAGGUUAUGCGGGCAAACCUCCGAGCGCUGGUCUGGAUCCGUGGACUACUUUUAAAUGAAACUCAAAAGCAUCUUGUCAACGUGUUGCAAGCCAACGUCGAUCCUGCGUACCAGAGAGAAAUGUUGGCUGCUGCAUCGAAUUUCCACAAUUUCCCGAGUGCCGCCAGUGCCACUUAUGAGUUUUUAUUCAAAGUAGUUUGUGUUCUAAAUACAAACGCCUUCGAAGCCUUGCAGCAGAACGAAAAUGCAGAAAUCAGUUUACGAGGCCUCUACCCACUUUCGGGCAUAAUGAACCACGAGUGCACCCCCAAUACGUGCCACUAUUUCGAGCCCGGCAAUGUUAUGGUGGUGAAAAGUGCAAAAUUUAUUCCACAAGGUACGGAAAUUACAACCACUUAUACGAAAAUCCUGUGGAGCAACUUGUCCAGGAGAGUGUUCCUCAAUAUGACUAAGCAAUUUGUCUGCUCCUGCUCCAGAUGUUUGGAUCCAACCGAAAAUGGUUCAUACAUAUCUGCACUGCUGUGCCGAAAGAAUGAUUGCUUGGGCUGGAUUAUCCCACAGGAUGGUAACGUUUUAUUAUCCGACUGGCGUUGCAUCAAAUGCGGGACAAUAUAUGAUUCCAAACACAUAUCAAGAGCUCAGGAUUUUACGUUGCGUAUUUUUAACGGAAAAACAUCGUCAGGCAGUGUAAAGGACAUUCUAGACUUUAUACGAGAAAAAGCUGCAAGAAUCUGCCCCCCGACGAGUCAAUUCAUCAUUGAACUGAAGCUACAUGCUAUCUGGAAAAUGACUAAAACUAAUGAAAAGUUCAGUGACCUAGACAUUAAGGAUGCUAUUCAGUAUUGUAAGGAUAUCUUGUUCGUUUUAGAUAAAUUACACGCUGGUGAGUGCAUUUUAAAGAGUUUAUUAGAAGAUGAAAUUAGAAAAUUCAGUGGAUUGUUAUUGACGCCAAAGUGACAUAAAAACCACUGAAUACUUUCGGUUUUAUUCGGGAGGUUUUAACCUUUCGUCGGGCGCAAUAUCUAGAACUUCAAGAGAGGGCGCAUUAUACCUAGCAGGCACAGGCUUGAUAGUUAAUUAGUACUUUGAACAAUGUUAUUUAUUUUUAUUACUACCAAGGCACAUCAAAAAUUAGUUUCACUUAGUUUUUUACUGUCACAAUAUUAAAAUUAAAUGAUAAUAUCACUUUAUUAAGACUAAGGUUUCCAUUGGUAACACUUCAUAUUUUAUUCUUCAAAACUAUUUUAAAAACUUCUAUAAAACUCUUUAAGAAACCAAAUUAUUGUAGGAAGAUAAUACAAAUUACAAAUUUUAUAUUUAAACAUGCCAAAUUUCAAUAAUAAAAUUUACAGUGUUAUACUUCCUUAGAAUAUCUUAUCACCAAAAAAACUGAAACAAAAUCUUAAGAAAAAUAAUUAUUCGGUUAUAUUUUUUCGUUGGAGCGGUUAAGAACAAAUGUCACAUAUAAAAAUUGAAAUUUGCUAGGCAAAGGGGCCGUUUACAUUUUUCCACCCAUAUUUAGAUGGGUACUGUUGAUGGUCCUGAUGAUUCUCCAUCAUCUGGGAACGGGCGAUAUCGUUCAGUUCUCUUCGGUCUCUCUUAUAAGUUGAAGGGAAUGCAAAUAGAUGUCAUACCUCUCCGCUGAAACUCUCCAAUCACCAGCUCGUGAGAAAACUGUUUUAGAAAGGGUCUUCUCUUCAUUGGCUCAGAACCAUUGUUAACGUAAAUAAUUUGUGAAUUGAAUUAUAUUCAGAAUGGCGAAUAGCGAAAAACAUCAUCAUCAUUAUUGACCCACUGUUGAAUCCACAUUGAAUGUAGAAUACAUUUUUUCAACAGUGUCUUCACCUCGCUCAGUUGAAUUACAGAAUGUAAUAACUUCUGGUUUGUUGCUAUCACCAGAAUCUGGAUCGAUUGCUUUAUCAUUAUGAAGGAUGGACAGAAGAAUGACAUUUUUCCGAGUCUUAGCACGUACGACACAAUUGCUAAUUCAUCAUCGAAGUCAAAUAUAAUACUACGGUGUUCUCCCUUUUGCUGUUUUCCGGGAUAGAUUUCCAAACUCUCUCUACUCAAAUUCAGAACAACUGCCGAAAAUUCAAAUUUUUGAGAAAAUGGGUCGUCGGUUCACCGGAAAUUUCAUUUUUUUGAUACAUCAAAUACAAAAAAAACUUUAACUACUUUAACUACACCAAUGCUUAACAACAGUUUAGCUUUUCAAGGAAUUUAAAUAAAUAGAAACAAAAGCGACAUUUCGCUAAACGACCUCUUUCAAAUGGAUCACUAUAUUAAGUUAGAAUAAAUAGAAUCUUAGGACAAUUUUGUAAUUGACCAAAGAAGCGCAUGAAAUUCCAGGAAAAUAAAUCAAUAUUUAUUAAAAUUAA